AUGAGUGACGAAAAGAUCAAUCCCCAGCUGAAGACUGAGGACUCCUCCCCUACCCAUGAGGAGGUGACUUCGGCCACGAAGCCAAUACACACUGAGCAGGGUGCUCGUCGCGAGUCUGUCGGUGUCAACAUCAUCCAGAAUCCUCUCCGGAGCCUAUCAGUCGAACAAGUCGUGCACGAUGCGCACACCUUCGCCGAGGACCACGACCUGGCCGAGCACGCCGAACUCUUUGGCCGCGCAGCCCUCGUUGCGCGAGACCCCGAUAGGUUCGAGAACAUCGAGGGUCUUUAUGGCGACGAGCAGGAUGCGCUCGAGUACGAGAGAGCCCACAAGUGGCACGGUCCCUGGAUGCUUUGGUACUCCAUCGGACUCUGUGCCAUCGGCGCCGCGACACAGGGAUGGGAUCAGACCGGGUCCAACGGAGCGAACCUGCAGUUCCACGACGAAUUCAAUAUUGCGGGCGAGGGCAGAGACGAAUGGAUUGUUGGUGUUGUCAACGCGGUGAUCUUCUUGACUGCUGGUCUUGUCGGCGCCUUCAUCGUCGACCCUCUCAACCAUUACUUCGGUCGUCGCGGUGAGAUCUUUAUCACUGCCAUCAUCCUCACUGCUACGCCCAUUGGCUCCGGGUUCACACACUCCUGGCAGGCCUUGUUUGCUACGCGAUUCAUCAUGGGCAUCGGCAUCGGUGCAAAGAACGCCACGGUCCCGAUCUUCUCUGCUGAGAUGGCACCGCACCGUGUCCGCGGUGCCCUCGUCAUGUUCUGGCAACUUUGGGUUGUGGCUGGUAUCUUCCUGGGUCUCGCGGCCAACUGCAUCGUCAUGAACACCGGCGAUAUCGCCUGGCGUCUCCAGCUCGGCUCUGCAUUCAUUCCAUCUUUCCUCCUCGGUCUGGGUAUUUGGUUCUGCCCCGAGUCGCCUCGUUGGCUCAUGAAGCACGGCCACUACGCAAAGGGAUACCGCUCCAUGGCGCGCCUGCGAGCCCACCCCAUCAUCGCCGCCAGAGACUACUACUAUUCGUACGUGAUCUACCAGGAGGAACUCAAGGAGGCCCGUGGCGCAGGCUAUUUCCAGCGUAUGUGGGACUGCUUCUCCGUGCCUCGCAUCAGACGCGCGAACUAUGGUGCAUCAACCGUCAUGCUUGCUCAGCAGAUGUGCGGUAUCAACAUUAUCUCCUUCUACAGUUCGAGUAUCUUCAGAGACGCCGGAUACACUGAGACCGAAGCUUUGUAUGCCUCGCUUGGCUACGGUGCUGUCCAGGUCGUGUUCACCAUCCCGACGCUGUUCCUCAUCGACACCAAAGGCCGUCGGACGCUUUGCUUGAUUACCUUCCCCCUGAUGUGCAUCUUCCUGCUUGCCGGCGGACUGUCCCUUCUCAAGGAUACAGGCAGCCGUGGCGAGCAGAUCGGCCCCGUCGUCUUGUUCGUCUAUCUGUUCACCAUAUGCUACUCGCUAGGCGAAGGACCGGUUGCAUUCCAGUACUCCGCUGAGGUCUUCCCUACCAUCCAGCGUGAGCAGGGCAUGGCCUGGGCCGUCUGCAUCAACAACACCUUUGCCGGUGUGCUCAGCUUGACAUUUCCCCGUAUGACCACUGUCAUGACCCCAACUGGCGCCUUCGGCUUCUACGCCGGCCUCAACCUCAUCGCCUGGGGCAUGAUAUUCUGUUUCGUGCGAGAAACCAAACAACUCACGCUAGAGGAGUUGGAUCAGGUCUUCUCCGUCCCAACAAAGGAGUUCCUCAGCUACGAAACCAAAGUCUGGCUGCCCUACUUCAUCAAGCGCCACAUCUUCCGCCAGAGCGUCCCCAAGCCACCGCCCAUCAUCGCGACAACCGACAAAAACGAGCACUCCGGGCUCGGAAAGAUUGUGGACCGGUAUGUCCUGCGUCGCCGGAAUGUCGGAGCGGAGGCUUGA
Messenger RNA from Aspergillus puulaauensis, 1911 nucleotides. RefSeq lists its product as uncharacterized. NCBI's taxonomy places the organism in Eukaryota, Fungi, Ascomycota, Eurotiomycetes, Eurotiales, Aspergillaceae. Gene Ontology annotation, cellular component: membrane. Gene Ontology annotation, biological process: transmembrane transport. Gene Ontology annotation, molecular function: myo-inositol:proton symporter activity. The transcript is spliced from 9 exons. The record is from RefSeq and is a predicted model, not a curated record. The coding region runs from base 1 to 1911 and encodes 636 amino acids.